AUGGUCGUUGCGUUUCUGGUCGCGUGUGUUUCCGCGUUUUUGUUCCCCGCGCAGGUUGCGUCCAUUACUGUUGAUAAUGAGACCAAUAUGUUUUUGGACAGCCAGGGUAGGCAGCGCUUGUGGCAUGGCAUCAACAUCGUCAACAAAGUAGCUCCGUUUCAUCCGUCGCUGGACGUUUUCGCACCUGGCCAAUCGGUGACAGACGAUGACAUUAAGGUGCUGCUGUCCAUGGGCGCAUCAGUUGUCCGCCUGGGAAUCAUGAUGAGCGGUAUGUUCCCCGACGGGCCAGUGCUGAAUAAAACCUACUUGGAGUACUCCAUGCGCGUUGCCGACAAGCUUCACGAGAACGGUAUCGGCACCCUCAUCGACCUCCACCAGGACGUGCUGGCUGCGAAGGUAUGUGGCGAGGGCACGCCUGACUGGAUGCUCAACGUCUCUUCUUUGAACGCAAUGCCUCUCCCGAGGCCGGCGUCGUACGCAGCUGUCGAGAUCGACCCAGCGACUGGUCAUCCGAAAUCAUGUCAGCCGCUGGGGCCUUUGAAGGCUAUCGGCUGGUCGGAGUGGUACACGACGGACCAGUGCGGCAAGGCAUUCGCCCAGCUCUACGGGCUCGACAGUCCCAUGUCGAAGACGUUCGAGGCGUACUGGCACGCCGUCGCUCUGCAGUUCAAGGGCCACCCGGGAGUCGUCGGGUACGAGCUGCUGAACGAGCCGUGGGUCGGGGACCACGUCGGCAGCCCAUCGCUUCUUCUCGAGGCGGGUCGCGCCGAGCAGGGACUCCUGAAGGAUUACAUGCAGCGCAUGCACGACGUCAUCCGGGGCGUGGACAAGGACGCGGGGUGCUGGCCGAUCCUCUACGCACCUGCCGAAGUCAACAACCGGCUCAUGCGGAGAGUCGGAUACGAGAGGGGCUUCCUGCCUGGGGCUGGCAUGGCUUACCACGUGUACUGCGUGGUUGGCACCGAUGGCCCUGGGCCGACCACCCCGACCCAGAUCAAGCUCUGCAACUACAACGACAAGAGCCAGAUGAAGCAGCGGCAGGAGGACUUCGGAUUGACCUGGCUCGCCUGGGGACCGCGGGCUUCGUCACCGAGUUUGGCGCGGUGGACCCCGUGGCGACGGGCCUCGCGGAGAUGA
This is a messenger RNA of Prorocentrum cordatum, 1137 nucleotides long. NCBI's taxonomy places the organism in Eukaryota, Dinophyceae, Prorocentrales, Prorocentraceae. The record is from the annotation of a GenBank genome assembly.